Nycticebus coucang (slow loris) is the source of this 1384-nucleotide messenger RNA. It is a transcript of the gene NANOS2, whose product is annotated as nanos C2HC-type zinc finger 2. The transcript has a single exon. Lineage: Eukaryota; Metazoa; Chordata; Mammalia; Primates; Lorisidae. Gene Ontology annotation, molecular function: zinc ion binding; mRNA binding. Gene Ontology annotation, cellular component: perinuclear region of cytoplasm. Gene Ontology annotation, biological process: negative regulation of translation; oogenesis. Bases 30 to 446 code for a protein of 138 amino acids. The record is from RefSeq and is a predicted model, not a curated record.
CAGCUGCCCCCCACCCCUGCCUUGGUGCCAUGCAGCUGCCACCCUUCGACAUGUGGACUGACUACUUCAACCUGAGUCAGGUGGUACUGGCACUGAUCCAGAAUCGGAGGCAAAGGGCAGAGGCCCACAGGAUGGGGGAACCAAGUCCCAGACCCCAGCAGGGGCAAGAUCAGGGACUGGGAGGCCCGGGGGCCAAUGGGGGCCUGGCCACCCUGUGCAACUUCUGCAAGCACAAUGGGGAGUCCCGCCACGUCUACUCCUCACACCAGCUGAAGACACCGGAGGGCGUGGUGGUGUGUCCCAUCCUGAGGCACUACGUAUGUCCUGUGUGCGGGGCCACUGGUGGCCAGGCCCAUACGCUCAAGUACUGUCCACUGAAUGGCGGCCAGCAGUCCCUCUACCGCCGCAGUGGGCGCAACUCGGCUGGACGCAAGGUCAAGCGCUGAGGACACUGAGGUGCCCACCACCCACACCCCUGACUCUCCUGGCUCAGUGCCUGCCAAGUCCCUAAACCCUCUCCUUGACUUGCCCAGCCCUUUGGAAUUUCUGGCUCCCAGAGCUUCCUCCUUGCUAGAUCAUGAGACAGUGAAAGCUGCUGGGAGCCAGGGCAGCCCUGCCCCUUGGACCCCUCAGCCCUUGGAGUCUGGCUUGUGGGUGUCCAUGGAUCCUUAGUGCAGCGGGAGCCCUGCCUCUACACCACACAGCCCUGUGGCACCCUUAGGGCCAUGGUUCAUGGAUCUUUAGUGCUUCCUGGGUCUGCUGGUGACACUAGCACUGCCCCUUUGACUUCUCUGUUCCUUGGAUCCUUGGACGUCUAGCACCCCACAAUGCUGUCCCAGGCCAGCCCUCAGAAUUUAGAGAUGCUGAGGAAAGCCGGCUCAGACCUGCUUACUAAAGAACUUCAAGAUGGGAUGGUGACUUGAAAACAGCCUUCGCCACCUUCUUCACCCACCUGCAGACCCACAGCAUCAUGAUGGACCAUACUGGUGCACCCCUUCCCUGCUCUCAGUACCCCCAACCAUGGGGGGAACAGAGGAGGGCCUCUUCAUUCCUAGGAUCCUUGGACCUCUGGGACCCCACGAUGCUAUCCCAGGCCAGCCCUCAGAAUUUAGAGAUGCUGAGCAAAGCCGGCUCAGACCUGCUUACUGAAGAACUUCAAGAUGGGAUGGUGACUUGAAAACAGCCUUCGCCACCUUCUUUACCAACCUGCAGACCCACAGCAUCAUCAUGGACCACACUGGUGAACCCCUUCCCUGCUCUCAGUAUCCCCAACCAUGGGGGGGCAGGUGAGGGCUGCUGUGAGGGACACCCUGUCUUUGAAGGCUCAGCUGGGGAUGGAAACCAGGGGCUGAGCUGAGAGCUGACACCCUUCAAUGCUCACUGG